Populus trichocarpa (black cottonwood) is the source of this 3404-nucleotide messenger RNA. RefSeq names its product transcriptional repressor ILP1. Bases 74 to 2992 code for a protein of 972 amino acids. Gene Ontology annotation, biological process: mRNA splicing, via spliceosome. Gene Ontology annotation, cellular component: nucleus. The transcript is spliced from 6 exons. Gene Ontology annotation, molecular function: DNA binding. Lineage: Eukaryota; Viridiplantae; Streptophyta; Magnoliopsida; Malpighiales; Salicaceae. The record is from RefSeq and is a predicted model, not a curated record.
UGGAAAAAAUUUCAACAAAUGUAUUAUUUGAGAGAGAGAGAGAAAGAGAAUCAGUUAGCUGAGGCCGUCAAUAAUGAGCAGCUCCUCCAAGUCCAGAAACUUCCGGCGGCGAGGCGACGUUGACGAUGAAAAGACCGACGCCAACACCAAUAACACUGACACCAACGCCAAAGCCACCCCCUCCACCACCCGGAAGCCACCACCACCCCAAUCUACAAAGCCAAAACCAAAGAAGCUCCUAAGUUUUGCCGAAGAUGAAGAAGAUGAACAAGCUGUCACCCGUAUUCCCUCCUCCAAAUCCAAACCAAAACCUAAACCUAAACCAACCUCCUCUUCCUCUCACAAAUUGACCGUAUCCCAAGAUAGACUUCCUCCAACAACCUCCUACUUAACGACAGCAUCCAAUGUCCAACCUCAAGCAGGUACUUACACUAAGGAAGCCCUUCUUGAGCUCCAGAGAAACACCCGCACCCUCGCUAAAUCCACAAAGACCACCACCCCUGCCUCCGCGUCUGAACCUAAAAUUAUCCUCAAAGGUCUCCUUAAACCCUCCUUUAGCCCUAGCCCUAACCCUAACCCUAAUUAUUCUUCUAAUCAUCAACAACAAGACGAUGCCGACGACCAGUCGGAAGAUGAGAACGAGGAUAAAGAUAACGGUGCCGACGACGCACAGAAUCGAUUGGCUUCUAUGGGAUUGGGGAAAUCCACUUCUGAUGAUUAUUCCUGCUUUCCCGACGAGGAUACUAUUAAGAAGAUUAGGGCCAAGAGAGAGCGGUUGAGGCAAUCAAGGGCCGCCGCUCCUGAUUAUAUAUCAUUGGAUUCUGGGAGUAAUCAUCAAGGCGGAUUCAGUGACGAGGAGCCUGAGUUUAGGACUAGGAUUGCCAUGAUUGGCACCAUGACCAAGGACACUGCUACUCAUGGAGGAGUUUUUGAUGCAGCUGCUGAUGACGAUGAAGAUGACGAUGAUGAUCGCUCCAUCAAGGCAAAAGCAUUGGCAAUGAUGGGUACUCAUCAUCAUCAUGCUGUUGUGGAUGAUGGGAAUGUUGCUGCUGCUGCUUCUGUUGUUCAUGAUGAGGAGGAUGAGGAGGACAGGAUUUGGGAGGAAGAACAAUUUAGGAAGGGAUUAGGAAAGAGGAUGGAUGAUGCUUCUGCUCCUAUUGCUAAUAGGGCUCUUGCCAGCACUGCUGGUGCUGCUGCUUCUAGUACUAUUCCUAUGCAACCUCAGCAGAGGCCGACGCCAGGCUAUGGUUCAAUUCCAAGCAUUGGAGGGGCAUUUGGAUCUUCUCAAGGAUUGGAUGUCUUGUCUAUUCCACAACAAGCUGAUAUUGCUAAGAAAGCUUUGCAAGACAACCUCAGGAGGCUUAAGGAAUCUCAUGGUAGAACGAUUUCAUUGCUGUCAAAGACUGAUGAGAAUUUAUCUGCCUCGCUAAUGAAUGUUACUGCUCUUGAAAAGUCUAUAUCUGCUGCUGGUGAGAAGUUCAUCUUUAUGCAAAAGCUUCGUGACUUUGUUUCUGUUAUAUGUGAAUUUUUGCAGCAUAAAGCUACUUUAAUUGAGGAACUUGAAGAGAGGAUGCAGAAGCUUCAUGAAGAACAGGCAUCACUUAUCUUAGAAAGAAGAACUGCUGAUAAUGAGGAUGAAAUGAUGGAGGUAGAAGCAGCAGUGAAAGCAGCGAUGUCAGUUUUCAGUGCAAGAGGUAAUUCUGCAGCAACAAUUGAUGCUGCCAAAAGUGCUGCAGCAGCUGCAUUAGUUGCCUUGAAAGAUCAAGCAAAUCUGCCAGUGAAGUUAGAUGAAUUUGGCAGAGAUAUCAACUUGCAGAAACGGAUGGAUAUGGAGAAAAGGGCUAAGGCUCGUCAACGCAGGAAAGCUCGUUUUGAUUCGAAGAGAUUGUCAUACAUGGAGGUGGAUAGUUCUGACCAGAAAAUCGAGGGAGAAUUGAGCACGGAUGAGAGUGACAGUGACAGUGAAAAAAAUGCUGCUUACCAGUCAACCCGUGAUUUGUUGCUCCGGACUGCGGAGGAGAUCUUCAGUGAUGCUUCUGAAGAAUAUUCCCAACUUUCAGUGGUCAAAGAAAGAUUUGAAACAUGGAAGAAAGAAUAUUUUGCAAGCUAUAGAGAUGCUUACAUGUCACUCAGUGCACCUGCUAUUUUUUCUCCUUAUGUGAGACUAGAACUCCUAAAAUGGGACCCGCUUCAUGAGGAUUCAGAUUUUUUUGAUAUGAAAUGGCACUCUCUACUAUUUAAUUAUGGUCUGCCAGAAGACGGAAGUGAUCUCAAUCCAGAUGAUGUUGAUGCUAACCUUGUACCUGGACUAGUGGAGAAGAUUGCAAUUCCUAUUUUGUAUCAUGAGAUUGCCCAUUGUUGGGACAUGCUUAGCACUCAAGAGACGAAAAAUGCCAUUUCUGCCACAAGCUUGGUAAUAAAUUAUGUUCCGGCUACUAGUGAGGCUCUAUCAGAGCUACUAGCUGCAAUCCGCACCCGUCUAGCUGAUGCAGUUGCUAGUACAGUGGUCCCAACAUGGAGCCUGCUUGUGCUGAAGGCUGUGCCGAGUGCUGCACAAGUUGCAGCGUACCGGUUUGGAAUGUCUGUUCGUUUGAUGAGGAAUAUCUGCUUGUGGAAAGAUAUCCUGGCAUUGCCAGUUCUUGAGAAGCUUGUCCUUGAUGAGCUUUUGUGUGGGAAGGUACUGCCUCAUGUUCGAAGCAUUGCAUCAAAUGUUCAUGAUGCAGUCACAAGAACUGAAAGAAUUGUUGCUUCUUUAUCUAGGGCUUGGGCAGGUCCAAGUGCCACCAGUGAUCACAGCAGCCACAAGUUGCAGCCACUGGUGGAUUUCAUUUUAUCAAUAGGAAUGACACUGGAGAAAAGACAUGUAUCAGGUGUCACCGAGACUGAGACUAGUGGACUUGCUCGUCGAUUGAAGAAGAUGCUCGUUGAGCUGAAUGAUUAUGACAAUGCUCGGGACAUGGCUAGAACCUUCCAUCUGAAGGAGGCGUUGUGAAUCAGGUGCAAUUGGUGACCAAGACUUGCAAAGGUGAUCCAUAUUUGGAAGUUGCUAAGACCUCGUACAUACUGGACCUUCCAUUGGAGGAGACAUGGAUCAAACAGGUCAGUCAGGAUCAUAAUUUGAAUUAGGUAACUAGAAGAAGAUGCUGUGACUUGGCUUGUGCUUUGUAUUUAGAGGAACUGGGAACUUCUAGGGAAUUAUGCGGAUCUCUAAUGGCAGGAAGAGACAGUGAGCUCUGGCAUUUUAACUGCUUUUGAAGUGGUUUGCUGUCAAAUGCUUUUCUAACUGGAAACUCUCGUUGGGUUGUUCUGGAAAAUGUUGCAAGUUUUUGCGACCAUUACGUGAUUUCUGCUGGAAGAAAGUGUUCUCGAUUCAAAUCACAAAUUUAAGCAUGAUUUACUGUUAA